AUGCCUUCUUUAGACGACCAGUCAGGUGCUAAGCACGAUGGUGCUCAAGAUCAAUCCAAAUUGGAGGAAGAUACCCAGCAGGGACUACUCCACCAAGUAUACGAAUGGCUUCAUCAUGAAAAGACCAGACGUCAGAAUCGUAAAGCACGGAAAUCCGAAGCAACAUCCCAUGCAACACCUGAAAGCGACGCACCUACAGAAGAGAGUCUUUUAGAACGACCUAGGUCAAACCCUUCCUCGGAGACCUCAUUUUCACUGGAUAAACUGGAGAAGAUUCUCCUCCAAUAUGCGACCACCCAACCAGGAUCUGAAGCCAGCUCGACUCAGCGGCAGCCAAUCAAAAAGCAAUCUCGACGCCGUCUUAAGGGCCUACGAAGAGGUUCCGCCUCUGAGUCUGAACUUACGGAUGCCGAGGCACCCCCACCAGGCGUGGAAGCUUAUCUUGACAAUACAAAGACACUUGCCUACACCGGUGGCGCUGCAGUAGAGGAGAAUAUUGACUCCAGCGCGAGCGUGAAGCAAGCCAAGGACGCAGACGCUUGGGUGACAUUCAAAACUGAGAUCGUCCGUAUUGUGCACACCUUGCAACUGAAAGGGUGGCGGAAGGUCCCUGCGGACCUGGCUGGAAACAUUGAGGUGGUCCGGCUCAGCGGCGCUCUUACCAACGCCGUAUAUGUAGUUGAGCCACCCAAGCAUCUGCCUCCUCCGAAGACCGACAGCAACACUCUGGUUUCUAGGAAGCCCCCACCGAAGCUUCUUUUGCGUAUCUACGGCCCUCAAGUCGACCAUUUGAUUGAUCGGGAGAAGGAGCUACAAAUCCUCCGUCGCCUAGGAAAGAAAAACAUUGGCCCCCGCAUUCUCGGAACUUUCCUUAAUGGUCGAUUCGAAGAGUACUUUGAGGCUCGCCCACUUACACACAAGGAGCUGCGUAUGCCUGAAACGGCGAAGCAAGUUGCUAAGCGGAUGAGAGAGUUGCACGAAGGUAUUACGCUCCUGGAAGAGGAGCGCGAAGGGGGACCGAUGAUCUUCAAUAACUGGGACAAGUGGGUGGACCGUUGCGAGCAGGUGACCACAUGGCUAGACAAAGAGCUCGAGUCCCCGCAGAAUGAAGCCAAGGCCGCAACAGAACCAUGGCGUCGCCGCGGCUAUGUCUGCGGUGUACAAUGGGACAUCUUCCGCAAAGCCGUGGAGAACUAUCGUCGUUGGUUGAUUGCCAGCUCUGGUGGCAUUGCCGAGAUCAAGCGCCAGCUAGUCUUCGCGCAUAAUGAUACUCAAUAUGGCAACCUGCUUCGCAUGGAGCCAGCUACACAGUCACCCCUACUUUUACCCGCAAACGAACACAAGCAGCUUGUCGUGAUCGAUUUCGAAUAUUCCUCUGCCAACACUCCUGGCUUUGAGUUUGCCAAUCACUUUACCGAGUGGUGCUACAACUACCAUGACGAAGAACGCUCGUGGGCUUGCAACAACCGUGCCUAUCCCACACCAGAGCAACAAUACCAAUUCGUGUCGACUUACCUCACCCACAAACCCGGUGCUGCCGGAACUAUCUCACCCCUAUCUACGCCAACCAUUCACCCUCGCGCUUCUGCCGCAUUUGCGCCGCUAGACUUGGACGAGGGGGCAGAAGGGCCCUCUCAGGCUUCGCAGAUUGAGAAAUUCGCUGACGAUGAGCACGACAAACAAGUGCGAUUCCUCAUGCAGCAAACCCGUUUAUGGAGGGUAAUGGGAUCCGCUCAAUGGAUCGCCUGGGGUAUCGUUCAGGCCAAGGUGCCUGGCAUGGAGGAAGGCAUUGCCGAGGCACUCGCUGCUCGCGAUGGGUCUAACAAAGAUGAACAAAACGGCGAGGGCAGCCAGAAGACUCCCCAGGUGGAAGACGAUGCCGAUGAAGAAGGGGACUUUGACUACCUAGCUUAUUCCCAGGACCGUGCGAUGUUCUUCUGGUCUGAUCUCCUUGCAAUGAAGCUGGUCAAAGAAGAGGAUCUUCCCGCUCCCCUGGUGGAGCAUAUCAAGUCUCGACUUGUUGAAUACUAA
Messenger RNA from Penicillium soppii, 2031 nucleotides. RefSeq lists its product as uncharacterized. The coding region runs from base 1 to 2031 and encodes 676 amino acids. The transcript is spliced from 4 exons. Gene Ontology annotation, biological process: phosphatidylethanolamine biosynthetic process; phosphatidylcholine biosynthetic process. The record is from RefSeq and is a predicted model, not a curated record. NCBI's taxonomy places the organism in Eukaryota, Fungi, Ascomycota, Eurotiomycetes, Eurotiales, Aspergillaceae. Gene Ontology annotation, cellular component: cytoplasm. Gene Ontology annotation, molecular function: choline kinase activity; ethanolamine kinase activity.